This is a messenger RNA of Pelagomonas calceolata, 1873 nucleotides long. The record is from the annotation of a GenBank genome assembly. Lineage: Eukaryota; Pelagophyceae; Pelagomonadales; Pelagomonadaceae.
UAUCUCCUCCAUCGAAACCCGCGCUGUGGCCCUUGGAGCUGGCUGGGCAGUGAGCCCAAGCUUAGCCUAGACGCUUGGUAUUGCGCGGAAUCCGGCAGGGGCAUCGGUUUUGACUUAUUAUUGCAUCGCGCAUUGCUUGCAUCGACGCGUUCGUCAGCUUGCGUGCCACUGCAGCUCACACUCAAAUCAAUCCAUAGUGUGAGCAGCACGCUGUCGUCGCAAUCCACGGUGCGUGAGCACGCAUACGUCGUCGACGGCGUGCGACCAAAAGAAUCAUGGACGACAAGCAGCUCCUGGCCGUCCUCGAGCGCCAGCGCUACCGCGCGACCGCAUUGGACGUCUCGUUAAAAACGGGCGCGACCGUCGAGGACAGCGAGGAGGCGCUGGCGCAGCUGCUGGCGGCGUGCGGCGGCUCGUAUGAGUUCCGCGGCGAGAUCGUGGUCUACAUCUUUCCGUCCAACGUCAAGAGCAAGCUCGGCGCCCGGCGCGCGAACGCGCGGCUGCAGCACAUUCUAACAGCGGCCGCGACCGCGGCGCAGUACGCCGUCGGCGCGUUCGUGCUCCUCGCGACGCUCUUCGUGGCGGUUGUCGUGGUGUUAUUCUGUGCGCAAAUCAACCAGUGAGUCGGGUGCGCGUCGAUGGCGUAAGGACGCGCCGCGAGACUUUGAUUUAUGCACAGGUGUUAUUCGUCGUGGCCGCGGCCGUGGCCGCCCUGCGCGGCGACGGCCGGUCGCGGUCGCGGGGCCCGAACAUACGAGGAGGCAUCCGGGAGCUCCACGAACUCGUGAGGACGUGGAACUUGUUUACGUCGCUGUACUGGUGUUGCGCUGUGUGGAAAUCAAACGGUGAGUUGGGUUUUACGGUCACGGGGACUACGUCGCGUCGAUGGCGUGAAGCGCCCGAAAUUUGAUUUCCACACAGGUGCUGCGGCGGGACGAACCCGUUCUUCCGGCCGGUGCCCUUCGGUUUUUACCCGUACUACUACGGGCCGUUCGGGGGCUACGGCUACGGCUACGGCUAUCCCGGCUACGGCUACGGCUACGGCCUCGGCUCGGCGCUGCGCCACGCGCGGCGUCGGCGGAACGUCGCGCGGACGCGCGCCGUCGUCCGCGACGGCGUCGUCGUCGCCGUGCCGGCCGAGGAGGCGCCGCUGACAGAGGAUCUGCCCGUCGCGACGGCCGUCGACGAGGAGGACCGCGAGGCGCUCCUCGACGACGAGGGGGGCGCGAGUCCGCCGAACCCAAGCGACGACGCGCUGUCGGCGCUGCACGCCUUCCUCUUCGGCGGUCCCGGCGCGCGGACCGCGGACCACUGGCGAGCCGUCGGCGGAGUCAUCGCGAGCCGCGGCGGCGUCAUAGCCCCCGAGGACCUCGCGCCGCACCUGCCCGCGCCGCCCAUGAAGCUGCGCGGCAGCGAGGCCGCGGCGGCAGUGGCCGUGGUCCACUUCCGGGGCCGGCCCCGGCGCUGCGAGGAGGGGGGCGGCGUCGUGUUCGAAUUUCCCGAGCUGGUUGGAGGCGCCCCCGCCGACGGCGACGACGCGUUGUGCGAGGCGCCCGUGCCCUUCGCGGGGCUCUCCUUUGAAAGGACGCUCUGCUGCGCGGGGCUGGUGGGAGGCAACGUGCUCGCGUUGUGGGUCCUCCGCGGGGCCGUCGACGGCGCGCUCGCGCGCGCGGCGGCCUUCUUCUACUACUACUCGCUCGCGAUCCUAGCGAUCCCGCUCGUUCGCUUCGGGGUACACGUGCUCGCGAACCGACGACGCGAAGAGAGGAACGCGACGCGGCGGGCGCUCGCGGACGAGCUGCGCCGACUCCGCGACGAGGACUCAUCAGGCGUCGCGGCGCGCGUGCGCUUCGCGGAGCGCUGUUCUAUGUAG